GAAACAACGUGGAUUCACCAGGUUUUGUCCAGUGGGAUACGUCAAUAUAUUUGGACAUUUCUUUAUUAGGCCUAUAUUAUUUGCUAGCACAUAGAUGUUAGUAGUCUUACUUUCAUGCUGAGGUUUUCAAAUUGAGCUGACAAUAAUAUAUAAUUUCUCUCCAUCCCUCCGUUGAAGUAGCCUACAUCAGUCCGUUCAAACGUGCCUCCACAGCGCGGCAAGCUGUUCAUUAUUUCAGUCGGACGAUUUCUCCCCCUGCCCUGUAUCAGGGACUUGUGAAUGACAGCCAAUCGGAGGCUGUGCCCUUUCCUUCAGCCUCCCUGACAUACACACAGAGAAGUGAUGCUGCCUACGCGAAAAAGCUCAACGCAGUUGAGGUACAGCCUUGAAGCUCUUUUGGAACCGCUGCAGUGAAGGAAAGGAUACACUUCGCUCUCAUCUCACCAACUACCCCUUCGCUAUCGUAGGAUUUCUCCAACUGAAUAAGAACUCCGGUGGCAGAUACUGGCUGGACCUGGGCCCCAAUGGCAGACUGACAGCCCGUGCUGCUACUGCGGACCUACACCCAGAACUGGAGGAGUGACCCAAUGACUAAACGUCUGACUAAAGUCCACUGACCACUUCACACUAACACCCAGAGGGAGUAGAACAUCUAGCUGAGCCAAGCUGUAUUUGGAGCUUUGGAGCUACUGGCCUGGCCAUGUUGAGAGGAAGAACUGUACUUCUCCUGCUGGUCCUCUGGGCAUACCUGUGUUCCCAUGGGGACGGACUGCGAGCCCUGAGGAGGACUACAGGGGGGAGGCGGGGGGGCACAGGGGUGGGGUUGACGCUGACGGGACAGGAUGCUAAUGGAGUGCCUCUGAGACGCUCCAAACGAGGAUGGAUGUGGAACCAGUUCUUCCUACUGGAGGAGUACACAGGGUUGGAUCACCAGUAUGUUGGCAAGCUCCACUCAGACGGGGACCGGGGUGACGGUAGCAUACGAUAUGUCCUGACCGGUGAUGGAGCCGGUAGUCUGUUCAUCAUCGAUGAGAACUCUGGGGAUAUCCAUGCCACUAAGAGAUUGGACCGGGAGGAGAAGGCCUACUACACGCUCCGGGCCAAGGCCGUCAACAGAAUCACUAACACCUCUCUAGAGGGAGAGUCAGAGUUUAUCAUCAAGAUCCAUGACAUUAACGACAACGAGCCUAAGUUCACCAAGGACCCCUACUUCACAGAGGUACCUGAGAUGUCCCCACUGGGCACGGUGGUGAUGCAGGUGACCGCUACAGACGCUGAUGACCCUACAUAUGGUAACAGUGCCAGGGUGGUCUACAGCAUCCUGCAAGGACAGCCAUACUUCUCUGUGGAGCCCAACACAGGUGUGAUCAAGACAGCCCUGCCUAACAUGGACAGGGAGACCAAGGAGAACUAUGUGGUUGUGAUCCAGGCUAAAGACAUGGCUGGCCAGAUGGGUGGUUUAUCAGGGACCACCACAGUCAGCAUUACCCUCUCUGAUGUCAAUGACAACCCACCACGCUUCCCAAAGAGUCUGUAUGAGUUCAAAGCUCCCGAGUCGACAGAACCGGGCUCGACGGUGGCCGUGCUGCGAGCUACGGACGCUGACAUCGGCAGGAACGCUGAGAUGACCUACCGAAUCACCAGCAGCGACGGCCCCGCCAUGUUCGCCAUCUCAACCAAUAGGAGCACACAGGAUGGUGUCAUCACCCUCAGGAAGUCUCUGGACUUUGAGAGGAAGCGGUCCUACACUCUAAGGAUCCAGGUGGAGAACUCCAACCCGGACCCGCGGUUCCUGCGCUAUGCGGCGACCACGGACGGGGCGACGGUCAAACUGAUCGUGGAGGAUGUGGACGAGCCGCCCGCGUUCGACCGGGUCGGCUAUGUCAUGGAGGUCAAAGAAGACGUGGCAGUAGGCACGAUCAUCGGAUCGGUCAGCGCCACAGAUCCAGACAGCAGCCGCAGUCCCGUCAGGUACUCUAUUGACCGGCGUACAGACAUGGACAGGGUGCUCAACGUGCACCCAGGUAACGGCUCAGUGUUCAUGCUGAGGACUCUGGACAGAGAGGACAUCGCCUGGCACAAUGUCUCUGUUAUUGCCACUGAGUUCAACAACCCACGGCUGAUGAGUCGUGUACCAGUCUAUGUUAGAGUACUGGACGUUAAUGACAACGCUCCUACGUUCGCCACUUACUACGAGACAUUCGUCUGUGAAAACGCCAAGGCUAACCAGAGGAUUCAGACAGUAAGUGCUGCAGACGCUGACGAGCCUAUUGGUGGACACAGGUUCUUCUUUAGUCUAGCGCACGAGGCUUCUGUGAAAGCCAACUUCACCGUCAGAGACAAUAAAGACAACACGGCAGGUAUCCUGACCAGACGGAACAGCUACAGCCGGCUACAGAGGAGUACCUAUCUGGUUCCCGUGGUGAUCUCGGACAGCGACUUCCCCAUGCAGAGCAGCACCAGCACCCUGACGGUGCACGUUUGUACCUGCGACCGCGAGGGGAACAUGCAGCUGUGUAACCAGGAAGCUCUGGUCCUCACCGCAGGCCUCAGCACUGGAGCCCUCAUGGCCAUCAUCUUCUGUGUCCUCAUACUGCUCAUGAUCGUGGUGCUGUUCGCUGCCCUGAGGAGGCAGCAGAGGAAGAAGGAGCCUCUGAUCAUCUCCAAAGAGGAUGUGAGAGACAACGUCGUCAGCUACAACGAUGAAGGGGGCGGAGAGGAGGACACCCAGGCCUUUGAUAUCGGCACGCUGCGCAACCCGGAGGCCACAGAAGAGAGCAAACAGCGCAGGGACAUGAAACCCGAGACCCUGCACCCUCCCGUCCGUCGGACUGUGAUCCUUCCCCCGGCCCACAGGGACAACGCGGACGUCAGGAACUUCAUAGACCAAAGGCUUCAGGAGAACGAUCAGGACCCCACCGCACCGCCCUACGACUCCCUGGCCACCUACGCCUACGAGGGGAGCGGCUCGGUUGCUGAGUCCCUUAGCUCCCUGGGCUCCAUGACCACAGAGGGAGACCAGGACUAUAACUACCUGAGUGAGUGGGGACCCAGGUUUAAGAAACUAGCGGACUUGUACGGGGGAGAGGACAGUGACAGCUGCAGGGAUUCCUAAUGAGAGAGAAGGAGCUCGUAAGAGGGGAGCUAAAGGAAAACGUACAACAAACAAACACUCGCACACUAGCUAAAGUGAACUUAACUCCUGGUACUUUGUGAAUGUGGCAAACAAUAGAACAAAACAAAGACGACACAAACGGACACGAGGCAGUAUUUUACCGUCGUUGAUCACCGUUGAUGUUUGACCUCUCUGGAGGACUAGGAGGAAGAAGCUAAGCUAUCCUGUCAGUAUUAGUGGUCUUUCUCUUUCUCUGCUAGGCAUCAUGGGACUCCUGAGGAAAAGACUUGUUGUACUUUACUCUGUACACCAGGCCCACAUACACAGUAUCUCUAUAUACAAACAAACUUCUACUCUUUUCUUUUUCAAAAGCUUCCUGCAAAGGAGGGAGUAACAGCAAGCGGUUUUGUGGUGGACUUGAUAGACAGACCACGCCUAUUAAUUUUUCAGUGUUUCUGGGACAAAAAAAAGCUGCAUUUUGUGAAUUCUAUCGUAGCUUGUGUGUGCGUAUCUGUAAAUCGAUACAAUACAGUGUACAGUUAUGUUUUGUUUUGAGGCUUCUAGCGUCCCAUCCACCCCCUUAUAGCAAUGACUCUGUAUGUCACAAUGCUCUUUUGAGGUCACACAAGCCUUGCUGAGAGGCUGAAUGCCUUAUCUCUAUGGGUACACUCAAACUGUCCGUCAGUCACCCACUAUGGCAUAAUUGACUUGAAUGGGGACAACCGCUCUACUCAUUCUAUUUCUAUGGGUUGUACAUCACAAAACAGAUCUUUCUGACUGUCAAUACCUGAUCCACAUCUCCUCAUAGUUUUGCAUAUAUUCUGCCUCACAAAUGGCACACUAUUCCAUGGUGCGUUACAUUUGUACUAAGGUACAUAAGUCUCUGGUCAACAGUAGUGCACUGUCUAGGGAACAGGGUGCCAUUUUUGACAAACACAUACAGUCAUGACCGAAAUUAUUGGCACCCUUGAUGAAGAUGAGAAAAACGACUGAGCUGUAUUUUAUGCAAUUUUCUUUGAUUAUACUAAUACAUUUGCUCAGAGAAAGAGAUUUUGUUUAACAAGUAAUACAUUGUUUUCUCCCAAAAAUAGUGGUCAAAAUUAUUGCUUAGUACUCUGGUACCCUCCACUUGUGAGGAUAACAGCACUUAGCCUUUUGCUAAAAUGUUUUAUGAGAUUGGAGUACACAUUGGGAGGGAUCUUAGACCAUUCCUCCAUACCGAAUCUUUACAUACAGAUUUGUUUUUAAUUAUUGUUAUAAAAAAUAUUUCUAUGAGCAAUUGUAUUAGUUUAAAAUAAUAUAAUUGUCAAAUGAAUUUAUCGUACAAUAGAGCUCAGUAUUUUUUGCUCAUAUUUAUCAAAUAAAGGUUAACUUUAAAAACAAUCAAGGAUGCCAAUCAUUUUGAUCAUGACUAUAUUCUCUGUGGGGGUAGCUGAAACACCUGGACCAAAAAGCUCCUCUGAACGCUGUAUGUAUCUGAAGAACUAAUGUCAAUAAUGCUUCACGUUUAAGGUGACCCUCUUUAAAAAGUGUUACUGUAAUACCUGUCAAAACAUUCUUGUUGACCGGCUGAAGAAGUGGGUGAGAAACUCUGCCGUUGACCUCGACUGGUCCAGGUCAUAUUUAUGUGGCAGACGUUUAUCCGUGAGCAUGGGUGGUUCAGUAAUGUCCCUAGCAGCUAUUCACUAUUGUGUCCCUCAGGGGUCAAAUCUGGGCCACAUCCUUUUUUUACCUGUCCCCUUGGUGACAUCAUCCACAAUCAUAACAUUCCGUUUCACUGCUAGGCGGAUGACAUACAGCUUUAUUUACCAAUCAGACCCAGUGACCAAGCUAGCAUAGCUACCCUUCACAAGGGUCUUGCUGACAUCAAAUGUUGGAUGUCUGAACAUUUUCUCCAGCUCAAUGAUACAAAAUCAGAGGAUUUUUUAUUUGGCCCCCAUCCAGAUUGUAAAUAACCUUGAUCAUUUGUCCACCAAUGUAAAGCCUACGGCCAGUAACCUUGUCCUCUUUGUCCUUGACCUCGAGCUGCAUGUAAAAACGGUAGUCCAGUCCUGCUUUUAUCAUCUAAGACAAAUAGCUAUAGUCAAGUCUUAUUUCAGUCACCGAUCUGGAGAAAGUUAUACAUGCUUUUUAUUCAUGCCUAGAUUACAGUUACUCUUUGUAUACACGUCUCAGUCAGAACUCACUCCAUUGUCUACAGUUAGUUCAAAAUGCUGCAGCUCUUCUUUUAACAGGCACCAGAAAAUGUUACCAUAUCACACCUAUUUUAGCUUCUCUACACAGGCUACCAGUCACUUUUCGAAUAUAUUUGAAAAUAAAAUCACGUGUAAGGCUAGGCUUGGUUUAGCCCCAUCCAUAUGGCAGAUAUUUGAUCUCCCUAUGAGCCAGGAUGCAGCCUGAGAUCCUCUGGCAGGGCACUGCUGACAAUUCCAAAGUCUAGGUUGAAAACGAAAGAAGAGCAGGUAUUUGCCAUUAGGGCCCCUGGACUUUGGAAUGGUCUGCCAGAGGGUAUCAGGCUUGCCGAUUCAGUGCCUCUUUUUAAAUCCCUGCUGAAGACACACUUUUCUAAAGAUACAUUGAAAUCAUACAUUAAAGGUAUGAUUUUAAUUUGCUAUCAUUUGUCAUUUUCCUUUCGGUCUUUGUUAGUACUUUUUAUUUUAUUAUUUUAUGAAGUGGCGCACUUUUUACUUGUGUUAAAAUGCGCUAUACAAAUAAAGUAGUUAUUAUUAUGUAUUCUUAUUGGAAGAAUGUCUAUAGACAUGAAAGCAUAGAGGGUUACAGUAGCAGUGUGUUGCUUAGUAUAAACGAAACAUGCAGUUCCCAUUAAACAUGAAUUCCUUACUUAGCGUUUUACUCUGUAUGCUUCUCUGUAUUUUAAAACAGUUUCCUUUUCCUUCAAAUGUAAGUAAUUGAUUGAUGGUUGACUAUAUAUUUGUGACGUGCACACUAUGUGGGGGAAAACGCUGCCUACUACGGGAAAUAUGAUAUUUCAGUUGUGAGGGAGAGGGUCGACAUUCCCUUGGGAUUGUCCUUGACGUAAGAGGUAAAGGUCAAUACAAUAUUAGGAUCAUGAAAUGGUUUGACACUUACGUAUGAAAUGGUCAUGAAAUGGUUUGCCAUCAUAAAAUGGUUUGGCAUAUAUGUAGUAAGAAAAUAUAGCAAUUCAAAUGAAGCAAAGCAACCCCAAAUUGUCCAAGGCCACAGAAGACAAAUUAUUAAACAGUAGUAGAAUUGCGAUAUUGCCUCCAAGCAUUAUUUUUCUAUGAUUUAUGAACAAACAGCUUUGAUAUCGUUUAGCUGAUAAGAGAAAUUUAUGAGGGAGCACUCGGAGGGCAGCGGCACAUUAAGAGAAAAAAAGUACAGAGAUGCAUCCUAAAAGGCCCUUCAUUCCCGAUAGUCCACUAAUUUCGCCCAGGGCCCUGUUCAAAAGUAGUGUACUAUAUAGGGAGAAGGCUGCCAUUUAGGAUUCAGCCUAGCUAAAAACAAGCAGUGGCCGCUCUCUACUAAAGGCCAACCUGAGGACGGAUUACAUUUAUCAGACAUUUCAAACUAAUAACACAACUGACGUAAUUGCCACGAUGAUGAUAUUUUUCUCUCUGUCUGCAGCAUUUACUCUGUCUGCAGCAUUUACUCUGUCUGCAGCAUCUCUCUGUCUGCAGCAUUUACUCUGUCUGCAGCAUCUCUCUGUCUGCAGCAUUUCACACAAAUCGGACUUGAUAAUUUAUUUUUUCCCCCAAAAAAUCCAAGUGCCCAUGGAUGUAAAAAAUCUUAUAAUUUGAUGAAAACGGUGCGGUAGCUUAGACAGUCCUCUAAGACAAGAACACACUUGUUAAAAAUGUAUACUACUAUAAUAUGCUCAAUAUUAUAAUAAGAAACUGUGUAAAAAAAAAAAAUUGUUUUAGAAGACCAUUGAGCACCCACUGUGUAAGUGACUGUUUGAGAUUGUGGGAAAUGUGGCAUUUAUUUGGGUUUCUAAACUCUUCCCACUGAAAAACAACUGUUAUUCUUCUACUGCCCUGAGGGUUUUGACAUCUAGUUUAUGUCAGAAGGAGAAAUGACAGCAGAAGACUGCAUUCUUGUUUCCCUUCUUUAAAGGGGCAAUCUGGGAUUGGUACAUCCAUUGUCUCUCUUUAACACAGGGUGUCAGCAGGAUAAUUUCACUAUAAACACAUGUCUGUGCAUUAACACCAUGCUCAGCUAAGGACACAAAUUAAACAAAGCGUACAUCAAGCAUCGUGUAACAACACAAGCCAAUGCUAUUGGGGGUUUCUAGAGAAGAGUUAGCUGCCGGAUAUGGCUAGCCUGCAGUAAAUUCUGGACCAGGGUGUUAGUGCGGCCUGCUAACGCUGAUGCUUCCAUUCACACCCUGGACCAGAGCUAGCCUACAGUAUACAGUACUGAUGUCCUCUUUCUAAAGAUAUGUUAAUGUAGACAGUUGGCUAGCCUUAAGGUUGCCUCUAUAUUAUGUUGCUGACUAUGUUAUUGAGCAGUCUAUUGCUAUGUCCCAAUUCUCCACCCUUCUCCUAAAUGGUGCACUUGCACACUACCAAUCGUGGAUUGGAGACCGCAGGAGUGGUAGAGAUACUCUUAAUGAUCGGCUAUGAAAAGCCAACUGACAUUUACUCCUGAGGUGCUGACUUGCUGCACCCUCGACAACUACUAUGAUUGUUAUUAUUUGACCAUGCUGGUCAUUUAUGAACAUUUGAACAUCUUGGCCAUGUUCUGUUAUAAUCUCCACCCGGCACAGCCAGAAGAGGACUGGCCACGCCUCAUAGCCUGGUUCCUCUCUAGGUUUCUUCCUAGGUUUUGGCCUUUCUAGGGAGUUUUUCCUAGCCACCGUGCUUCUACACCUGCAUUGCUUGCUAUUUGUGGUUUUAGGCUGGGUUUCUGUACAGCACUUUGAGAUAUCAGCUGAUGUAAGAAGGGCUAUAUAAAUACAUUUGAUUUUAUUUUAUUUUAUUGACAAGAAUAGGAAUGUUAAAUCCAUGCGAGAAGGUAGCAUCCUGUCCAGGGGCUGUACUUGUACAUCAAGCUGCCUCACACUACAGAAACAGGGGCUAGGCUCCUGCCCCAUGCGCCGUUCUGGCUCGGACAAGGCUUACUUACUAUGCGAGAAAGUAUGCAAGUGCACACUUCAGGGGAAGGAUGGAGAAUAGGGAUGCAGACAUUGUUUUCUAUGUGAAUUAAUACUAUGAGAGGUUAUAGUAUGUGACGUUGUUAAAAGGGGCCCUGUCAUGACCAGAUGCCCAUUAAUUCAUCUAUCUGCUUUGUACAACAUGAUUUUCUACUGGAUAUUUACAUGACCCAACAAUUAAAUUUCUUCAAAAUCA
Molecule: messenger RNA, 8445 nt
Organism: Salvelinus fontinalis (brook trout)
Lineage: Eukaryota; Metazoa; Chordata; Actinopteri; Salmoniformes; Salmonidae
Product: cadherin-6-like
Exons: 12
Coding region: 701-3115 (804 amino acids)
Biological process (GO): adherens junction organization; cell-cell junction assembly; multicellular organism development
Cellular component (GO): catenin complex; adherens junction; plasma membrane
Molecular function (GO): calcium ion binding; cadherin binding
Source: RefSeq, a predicted model, not a curated record